Phymastichus coffea is the source of this 4508-nucleotide messenger RNA. RefSeq lists its product as uncharacterized. The transcript is spliced from 11 exons. Gene Ontology annotation, biological process: regulation of DNA-templated transcription; cell migration; negative regulation of organ growth. Lineage: Eukaryota; Metazoa; Arthropoda; Insecta; Hymenoptera; Eulophidae. Bases 282 to 1925 code for a protein of 547 amino acids. Gene Ontology annotation, molecular function: ubiquitin binding; kinase binding; molecular adaptor activity. Gene Ontology annotation, cellular component: cytoplasm. The record is from RefSeq and is a predicted model, not a curated record.
GGCGCGCACGCGUGUGCACAAUGUAUACAGAGAUAUAGAUUGCUUCUGCCGUUGAGAGCUGAAGCUGCUGCAUGUUAGUCCGCCCUAUCCUCCUCGCGCAACAUCAAGAGAUUAUGUAGAAAGUGAAAACCGAAGCCCUGACCGUGUCAAUAGCGUCGGGGGCGUUUGAGUGCCGAAGAAAAGGGUGACCCGCCAAUUUGUUUAUAACAACGCGGACUUGUUCGUGUCGCACAAAUUCUACGCCAAAGCAAAAGAUCGUUUUUGCAACAGCAGUGAAAAAUAUGGCGGAUCAAUCUGACAGGAGCCACCUGCCACCCGGCUGGGAAUGCAGAUACGAUGGCAGAAGCGGUCGCGCAUAUUUCAUUAAUCACUUCAAUCGUUCAACUACAUGGGAAGACCCUAGACUGCGAUAUUGGCAGUAUGCACAAUAUAUACAAUCACAGAACUCCACUACUCCAAGUUCUGGAACUACAGAUCACCCCAGUGAAUCCAUUCCUCUGCAGAUCAGUGGGAAUACCACUGCAGGCCAUAUAGUCUAUUCCGGAGCUCACAAAGCUCCACAAGUCUAUCCAUCUCCUUCACCUUUUCGUAAUCCACAGCCUGCAUUUUUACCUCCAAGUCUGCAGGACCUCAAGACACCACUGUCUACCACGAGAUCUGUGAGCGGAUUGACUAAUAGACUAGGUGACAUGACAAUCGGAUCUCCAACUCCCACAAGGACUCUUGAAACUAGCUUGAUUGUAAAUGAUGACGUUGAAAUACAUGUUGCUAAGCUCAGUGCCAUGUUUCCAACAGUUUCUGAAACUCAUAUCCGUCUGCUUUUGAAGAAAUAUCAUAACAGGCCAGCCUUGGUCGUGAGCGCCCUGCAAAUAGAGAAGAAUCCACUGUGCCAGCCAGGUCCUUGUACGCCUAUCGGCGUGCAUUCCAGCUAUGCGAUACAACCGAAGUGGCGACUCUCACCUGCAAUUCAUGCGGCCCUUACUCUUAGUCCACCCAGAGGCAUUCUGCCAGCCCCACAUUCCCCCAAAAUGAAACUUAGGUACCUGAAAAGUCUAUUUCCUAAGGCAGAUGAAUACAUCAUUCUGGAUGCAUUAGAACAAUGUGAUAAUAGCAUUCAGAAAACUGCGGAAAAUUUGAUGGAGCUUGGUUAUGAAAAGCGAAAUCCAUUGGCCAUGGCAAAAUCGCCAAUAAAAAAGAAAGAAGAGGACGAAGGAAAAAUAAUUGAAAUAACCCCUCCAGCUCCCACGCCACCUCCUCGUAUGAAAACUUUGGAAGAAAAGAAUAAAAUGAAAAAACGAUUAAUGAAUAAGUUUAAAGAAGUGCCAGAAAAAGUCAUAUUGUUAGCUAUGGAUAGUGUAGACUACGAUGAAGCAAGAGCAGCACACAUAUUAGACAUUAUGGUUGCAGAGGAAGCCAUAAAACCACUAAAUACGUCCAGUAGUCAGAGUAGCAGUAAAAGUGAUGAUAAGAAAGAUAGCCCUCCAGUAACCGAAGCACUUAAAUUUAGCGCCUCGCCAAUCAAGAGAGUAUCGAAUAAAGAUACGGAUCCCGAAAAAUCUAAGCGGCCAAAAAAUAAAACGGAAGUUCCAAAAGUAUCGCGCGGAACUAGUACAGCGGAAGAUAGUGAUUAUAAGUCAAAAUACGUAAGUAGGCCGGUUGGUCCUAAUCCUGAUCUACCAAAAGGAGCUAACAAUGACUUACUUUUGCCUGAUUAUGCACCUUGGUCAGGGCCAGAUCCGACGUUAUUGUCGAAAAUAAGCGUACGGAAUUCAUCAACCGGAAAAAUAGUAAACUUAGCAAAAGGUAGUUCGCAUCUGGCGAGAGGAGCGAAUACGGACCUCCGGAAAGGUCCAAUGAGGGGGCUAGCUCAGGGUUCAAUUUAUUCUCAAAGAAACUCGACUAAUGCAGAAAGUCGUGGAAAAUGAAACACGUAUAGCUGUUAUUUUUAGCUCAUCUACAUUGGUUAAUUUAGUUAUGCUUGAGUAUUCGUAAUAAUUACGUUUUUAUAUUCUUUCUCCAUGAUUGUAAAAAAAUGUAUUCCUUUUUACGUUUUUACUUAUUGGAACUGUUGAAACGUGAGGUACUAUGUAGUAUAUAUAGUAUUACGAAUUGUGUGUAAAGUGUUGGUCAAUGCAUCAGUAUUACGAAAUGUUGUGAUUUUGAUAAUGCGGAAAUACGAAAUUUUAUAGGAUAGAUAUUAAAAUUUCCUAUGUAUUCUAGGUGAAUAUUAUGAAAAUAAUGAUAUUCUUGUGAAGAUUCAAUUCUUGUCCAAUUAUGUGGAUUUUUUAAUGAUAUGAAGUAGAAGAAGUUUUUGAAAUUAUGAUUAAUUGUUUUUCAUGUCUUUUUUUAAAAGUAUUGUUAUUGUAUCAUUGAAUAUGGAUUUUAAUAUUUAAUUAUGUGUUUGUACUAUAAUACAAUUAGUUUUUUUAAUUCUGUUUGUUGAAAAUCAAUUUUUUGAAAUAGAAGCAUGAAGUAAGAAUACUUAAAAAGAAAAGAAAAAAAGGCAAAAAAAUUAGUUAUAGAGCAAUAGUGACUUUGAUUAUGUGUGAUCAAGAAAUAUUCUAUCAUUUAGUAUGCCAUAAUCGACAAAUGAUAUGAACAUAAAGCAAUAAAAGCUACUAAUAUUCUUACAAACACCAAAAUUAAAAAAAGUACAUCGGACGUAGUUGAUAAAAACCACUAUAAAAAUAUAAAAACUUUUAUGACUCAAAAAAUUGUUUGUAUUUAGUUUACAAAAGUAUUUUAAGCAAUUAAAAUAUUUUUUGUUUGAGAAAUAAAUUUCAACUGUUAUGUAAAUAUUUUAAACAUUUUAUGAAAUGUUUAAAAUUUUACAGUGAAUUGAAAGCAGUUUUUGUUUUAUUUUCAUAUCAAAUCAUUAUUGUAGUGUGAUAUUGAUAUUAAUAAUUUAUAACUUCAAGACAUGUGCAAUAGAUAGCUGUAAUUUAUUCUUAUCUAUAAGAAUCCACAUAGCUUAUCUGUUUUAUUAAACUUCAUGUUUCUCUUUGCUGGAUUACCGAUGACAUUUAAAUUCAAUUUAGAAUAAUAACAAUAUUAAAAUUAAUGAAAUCAAAUAGUUUCGAAGUAAACAGUAAAUUUUAGAAGUACUGUAGAAUUGACAAAGCCUUAGUAAUUAGUUACUUUUAAACAACUUUGUCGUAAUCUUCAUAAAGAUUCAAGUUGGAGAAAAUUCAUUGCAAAUGCAACAAGCAGGGAAAACGUAAAUAUUUUUAGCGAUCAGUGCCAUAUAUUCCUCGAAAAGAUCAAUGCUCUCGCGUAACGUCCAUAUGUUAAGAGUAAUAGGAACUUUGUCAUUUGUAAUAAUCAAACAAUUAAAACGCAAAGUAAAACUCUAAUAAAUUGUUCCGAAAGUUUCCAGAAAAUAUAAUAUGAAUGUUAUUUUUCAUAUAAAUUCGUAAAUAAACAAUCAUUUGCUACAGUAAUUUGAUUUGAAUAAAAAGUAUUUCCGUGAAAACAAUUUUUCAUGCACACUUUUAACUAUUGACAAAGUCAACUUUAACUAAGAGGAAACAAAUUUUCACUUGUCAUAUAUACCGACAAUGAUUACAUAUUUUACUGUUAAAUGCUAAAAAUUAUUUUCUGGAGAUAUAACAAUUUUAAACUAUACAUCUUUUCCGUAAAAUUUAACGUUGCUUAUGCUUGUAAUUUGUACAUUUUGAAUAUAAAAAUAUUUUCAUAUAGCUUCAACCAAGAUAAUCCUGCCUUCAAAGUAAACCUAAAGUAUGUGAAUACAGAAAUAAUAACAGAUAGGCUGUGGCUGACGAGAUAGUUAAGAGCUAUUUUUAUAGCUUUUUAACUUUCAAAGUAACUAGGAUGGAUAAAAAUAUAUAUUUUGACUACAUUUUGAACUAAAGACUUAAUUGUAAAUGAUCUGAAGCGUCCAUUUGAUUGUCAGACUAAUAAGUCUGUAAGUAAGAAAUCGUUGAGAUAUAGUAUUACUACUGUUUAGAAAUAUUUAGUGUAUAUUAAGAAUAUAAAUAGUAUUACAUUGAUAGAUAAAUCAAUACCUUUUUUAUUUAAAAAAAAUGUCGAGUAUACUAAUUGUAAAAAAAUUAAUUUCAAAAUUUGUAUAUGUUGAAUUAUGAAUAUAUGUCAAAAAGUUAUACUCAAUGAAAUUUUACUUUCAAUUAUAUCAAUCAAAAUAACAUGAAAUUGUAAAUUAGAAUAAAUGGAUGAGUAUUUUAAAUAAGAUGUUUUUAAAUGUUCUGAUUAUUAUUAUCAUUGUUGAUUAGUUUAUAAUUUUUAUACAACAUUUUUAGAAUUUUUUUAAAAAUACAAUUAGUAACAAUGACAUUCGUCCUGUAAAAAGACAAAUCAAGUACUGUCAACUAUUUUUCAUAUUACCCGUUGCUCAAAUAUUUCAUUCGAUACAAUAGGUUUUAUAUAAGUGAAGUUCAAUUAUACAUUCCAUGGUAGCUAAAAUAGUAUAUUCCAGAGUACUUACAAGUAGAAAACAGCGUUAACCAAAAUAAAAAAAAAAAAUUGCGAUA